AUGGACCUGACGCAAGCCGUGCCAGCACCAACCAGUCGAGACAGAGCCCACAUCCAGCUGAUCGACGGCACAAUCCUCUACGGCCUCCCUGCCACCGAUAGGGGACCGUGGCCACCACCAGCAACAACAGGUGGCCCGGGUCCGCCGGCGCGACUACCAACCAUUUGUCACUCAGCCUCCACUUUCUUCGAGCGACAUCCAAAGAGUCUAUCUGCGCCCGUUGCCAUGCCGUCAGCCUCUGGUGGAAAAUUUACGGGCAGUGGCGGAUGGGAGGGCCUUCAACUCACGGAGCAAAGAAAGCUACUGCUCCACCCACGCCGAGAUUUCUGCUUGACCUGUCCUUGUCGCUCACAGCUCACCUCUGAAGAAGCAGGCUGUCUCAGAGGUGAUAUAUGGAGUGGAUGUGGGCGGGAAACUGGCUAUGUCAGCGAAAUAGCUCCCGUCUGCGAGCUUACAGGCCUGACCAACAGCAGCAGCAAUCAGUGGAGGAGGCUUGGCUUCGGGGUUCACCAAUCAUCAAACAUCUCGGACACAUGGCUCUCGUCCCCUCCUUCCAACUCCCGGCCUUCCUGUGGCAGCUUAAUAUUCUCCUCCUUCUUUCGGUCCGGUUCCGACUCCGAUGCCCCGCCCCCAAGUGGCAGAUUGAACGACGGCGGCGCUGGUCUGUCUGUGUGGGACGAAACAAAGCUGCUGGAGCGGCCUUUCUACAAGCACGAGGAAGAGAGAUGCAGCGGCUCUGAGGAGGAGGAAGAACAAGAAGAGGAGGAAGAUGACCUCUCAGAGUUUGACGGUAUGACGCUCGAGGAGAUCUUGACUGUGUUCCUGGAGACGGUGCGCGAGACUACAGAUGCCAUGGACAAGAUCCUGGACAUGGGCACCGCGGAGGGGACGUCGUUUUCUUCGCUCUGA
Molecule: messenger RNA, 909 nt
Organism: Cryphonectria parasitica EP155
Lineage: Eukaryota; Fungi; Ascomycota; Sordariomycetes; Diaporthales; Cryphonectriaceae
Exons: 1
Coding region: 1-909 (302 amino acids)
Source: RefSeq, a predicted model, not a curated record